Messenger RNA from Gavialis gangeticus (Gharial), 1964 nucleotides. Its product is annotated as jerky protein-like. Lineage: Eukaryota; Metazoa; Chordata; Crocodylia; Gavialidae. Gene Ontology annotation, molecular function: DNA binding. The record is from RefSeq and is a predicted model, not a curated record. Gene Ontology annotation, cellular component: nucleus.
GACACUGUCUUGCUGUUCGGGACGCAGUUGAGUGGUGUCCCUAGCGGCAGUCUCUUCUGCCAUUGUGAUCACGUUGAGCUUGUGCCUGUGCUUUUGGUCACACUGUGAUUGCAUUGAGCUUGUGCUUGUGCUUUUGAUCACGCUGUGAUCACGUUGAGCUUGUGCCUGUGCACAAUAUUGCUGAAUAUCUCGCCCAUCCUGCAACUAUGGCUACCAAUACUCCAUCAACAAGCAGAGGACAGAAGCAAAAGCAUGUUGUUUUGACGAUUACGCAGAAAUUGGACAUAAUUAAGCGCCUGGAAAAAGGAGAAAACAAGAACAGGUUGAUGCAGGAAUUCAGUGUUGGCUCAUCUACAAUCUAUGACAUCAAGGCACAGAGGGCAGAGUUACUCCAGUCCGUGAUGAAUUCUGAGACAAGUAAAUUCAUUGAGCAAUGCCGUACUCUGCACAAACCAAAAUUGGAACAAUUAGACAAGAUAUUGUAUGAAUGGUUUACCUUAAAACAUUCAGAGGGAGCUUCAAUUUCUGGCCCAGUGCUGAUCAAAAAAGCAAAAGACUUCUAUCGACAAAUGGGAAUGACCGAGGCCUGUGUUUUUUCAGAUGGAUGGUUGUCUUGCUUCAAACUUUGCCAUAGUAUCAGAAGGCUUGAUGCGUCUGGAGAAAAAAAAAUCGCUGAUCACGAGGCUGCUGAAAAAUAUUGUGGAUUUUUCUAGAAAUUGGUGGUGGAGUAUGACAUAUCCCCAGAGCAGCUCUACAACACUGAUGAAACUGGCCUUUUUUGGCAUUGUUUGCCAACUUCUACCCUGACUGGUACAGGUGAGGUUGGUGCAGCUGGUUUUAAGCAGAGUAAGGACCGCCUGACUGUACUUAUGUGCACAAAUGCAGCGGGCACACACAGAAUCAAGUUGCUAGUGGUUGGAAAAUUCAGGUGACCAAGAGCUUUCAAGGGUAUCUACGUGUUGAGUACAAGGCACCAACCUAAUGCAUGGAUGGACAAGGAAAUAUUUUUGCACUGGUUUCACCGUGUCUUUGUACCAGCAGUGAAAGAGCAUCUGAAGAAACUUGGAAAGCCAGAAGACACAAAAGUUAUUCUUAUUUUAUGUAACUGUCAAGCUCACCCUCCUGAAGCAGAGUUAGUAUCUGGAAAUAUUUUUACCAUCUUCCUGCCUGCAAAUGUCACCUCACUCAUACAGCCUAUGGAUCAGGGGAUUAUCGAAAACCUGAAAUCCAUCUACAGAAGGGAUUUUAUGUGGAAGCUACUCAACUAUGAAGGCAGUUUCCAAGAAUUUCAGUCACAGUAUACCAUUAAGGAUGCAAUUUUCAAUGUGGCAUGUGCCUGGUGUGCUGUGAAGAAUACAGCUUUAAGGAAGGCUUGGAGAAAAUUGUGGGCAGCAGUGAUGUUUGCAUAGUGAUCUUCUGAUGAAAAAGAAUUUGCAGGUUUCAAUGUGAGACAUAAAAAAGAAUCAUUAAAAGAGAUUCUUGAUGUCCUUCAAAAUGCUGACCCUGCUCACCCACUCACUAAACUCAAAGAUACUGAACUUGAAGAGUGGGUGAACAUUGAUCAAGACCUUGAUGCUGCACAAACCGUUACUGAUGCUGAAAUUAUAGAAAAGGUUGUGCAUCCGGACAGAUCUACUGCACCUGAACAAGACUCAGAAGAAGAUGACCACAGUGAAGAUACUAAAGUGGCUUGGGCUACUGCUGCACAAUGUCUGGAAACGUUUGUGAAAUUUGCUGAGCAGCAGUCUUCUUAUUCUGCUCAGGAAGUGAUGCAACUUCAUCUUGUUCACAACAAUUUCCUGAAAAAAAAUGCAACUGACUUGCAGGCAGGCAGACAUCCGCAGGUUGCUUCAAAGAGCUUCUGCAGCUUGUGUCAAGGAUCAGAUACUGAUGUUGAUGAGCCUCAAGAAGAGGCACACUCCGAAGCAGAGCUUUCAGAAGCAGCUGAGAGGCAGUAAUAGUAC